AUGUCUGCCCUCUAUGAACAAUUCUUUUUGCUCGGUGACAGCAUCACCCAGGACUCGUUUUCCCAGGAGCGGGGGUUUGCAUUUGCUGCAGCUCUCCAAGCCGCAUACAUAAGGCGACUCGACGUGGUCAACCGAGGCUUCAGCGGGUACAACUCUCGUCAAGCUCUCCAGGUCUUACCGGCUAUCGUGCCACCCCCGAGUCACGCCAAGAUUCGCUUCAUGACCGUCUUCUUUGGCGCAAACGAUGCCUCGCUGCCAGAUGCCCCCAACAAGCAGCACAUUCCGCUCGAUGAGUUCAAGGCCAACCUGCGCGCCAUAGUCUCCCACCCUUGCAUACUCGCCCACGCGCCUCGCAUCAUCCUCGUCGCCCCUCCCCCGAUGAACGAGCACUUGUGGUGGGCCAGAGACCAGUCCAGCGGAUAUGGCAGAGUCUCGCGACUGGCCGAGACGACCAAGAUGUAUGCCGAUGCAGUCGUCCAACUAGCCGCUGAGCUGCACCUCCCAGUACUCAAUUUGUGGAAAGCUUUCAUGUCACGCACUGAAUUCAAUGUCGAUGCCUGGAAGCCCGGAGACCAUGUCCCUGGUUCCUUGGCGCUGCCCUCAAGCAACGCAUUGGCCGACCUCAUGUACGAUGGCCUACAUAUGAACCCGGCAGGCUACCGCAUCCUCUACGAUGAGUUGAUCAACGUCAUUUCACACAAUUGGCCCGAUCAAUUGCCAGACAAACUUCCCAUGGUUCUGCCGCCAUGGAACGAUGAAGCUGCUUGGAAAGCAUGGAAGAAUGAUCAUGUAGCCGCAUAA
Bipolaris maydis ATCC 48331 is the source of this 801-nucleotide messenger RNA. The record is from RefSeq and is a predicted model, not a curated record. NCBI's taxonomy places the organism in Eukaryota, Fungi, Ascomycota, Dothideomycetes, Pleosporales, Pleosporaceae.